AUGGUUCUUUCGAUACUCACAGCCGUUCUUCUGGCCCCUGCCUUGCUCGGAACCCAGGAAUCUAUUCGCCAAAGUCAAGCCAAGGAGAAGAGGGAAGAGCAUCGAGCUCGUCGGUGCAAUCUCAUUGCAACCUGUGUAAAAUCUUCUCUGAGAAGUCGCGAGAUAGACGGCAGACCCAUAGUGCUCCGUAACGGAAAGCUUUACAUCGACACUGGCACUAGCAAUGGAGAACCUUUCGGACAUCAUGUCGCAGGCUACUUCCUUCCAUACCCAGACUCCAAGUAUGAAGGACUCGUGACAACCAUCGACAAAACGCCGAUGCUGAACUGGAUCUAUGUGGACAAAGAAACCCACGAAGUCAAGUACGGCGUGCGUGUGGAUGCGCAGCCAAACCUGACAGGCCCAUUCAACUGCACACGACAAGAUCGACGAUUGAAUUUUGACAGCUGGGAAGGAUGGUGUGCGGUUGAGGAAUACCCAAGCAUCUGGGCAUUGUACUUUGAUCAAGAUGAUGAUGGUCUUCGCUCUAAGCUUCCUAUGGGCACCCGGGUGCUGGAAAUAGAACUCAUGAGGAAGGAGAAGAGGUGGCAGAAAGACGUGGAGGAGAGAAACUUAGAUCAAAAAGCGCAGCGAGCUGUCAACAACAAAGGAGAAACGCCCGUUGAGAAGCCAGGAGAUGGACCAAGCGUCCUUUCGAAGACUCCUGGUGUUAAAACGGACGCAAUUAACCGUGUCGAAUUGAAGCCCUCCAGCGCCAAAGAAGACUCUGGAUCACCUAAGAGCCGAGUGGAAUAUCCAAUUGCCACGGAGACAGUGCCAGAGAGUCAGGUCGAGCCGCAGCCUACUGUCGAGCUUCAACAAUCAUCUAAUACAGCACUUGGCCCGCAAUCAGCAAGCACGACAGAUGAAGUUCUCGCUCACUACACCAACGACUUCGAAGGCACCGCGGGUUCUCCAACAGAUCCUCACGGCGGCUCCGACUGGUCCGUUCAUGGCGAUGAUCUCCACUCCAGUCGAUCACUUUCGGGAUAUACUCCUGCUAGCUCUCUCUAUGAUGACGAAACUGUGGAUGAGCCGACGCUCACAGGCCACGAUGCCCUCAAGUCCCCUCAACCACCACUACCUUCUAUUCCCGAGGCAUAUGGCCCAGAGGCUGGAAUGCAUGCGAAGGAUACAAAGUCACAGCUGACUUCACAGAGUGGUCUAGGACGAGGAUACUAUAGAAGCCCUUAUGUAGAAGACGGUGCCGGUGGUGGAAACUGAGCUAUGGUUAAAAUGGUGUCUGCGUUUUGUAUCGCUGGGGGUUCAUUAUCUUGGGAAAGAGAUCGCUGGAAGUUUGGAUUGGAAUGCGACCGAAAUUCACUUCAUGUUGCAAACUUUGGCUUUGGAAGGGUUCAUAAUAAUCUCCGCUAGCAAUUGUAACCUUGAAGGACUGUAUAAAGAUUGUUAUAGCAUGAUGAUAUACCACAUAUACACCAAUCGAAUCCCGGUC
This is a messenger RNA of Mytilinidion resinicola, 1492 nucleotides long. RefSeq lists its product as uncharacterized. Bases 1 to 1263 code for a protein of 420 amino acids. NCBI's taxonomy places the organism in Eukaryota, Fungi, Ascomycota, Dothideomycetes, Mytilinidiales, Mytilinidiaceae. The transcript has 3 exons. The record is from RefSeq and is a predicted model, not a curated record.